CGGGCCCGCUCUGCUUCGGUCGGCUCCACCGGCUCUCUAUCACAAAUCGAAAGGAUCUUCCAUCCUUGUGUUUUGAUGAUCGAAAGAAAAGAAAUCAGGGCCAGAGAUAGGAGAGGUUCUUCCACCCCCACCAUGUUUUCUGUGACACUUUUACUAGGUAUUCUAUUCCCAAGGGCGCAGAGCCACUUUGUGGCUCAAUUCACCCUUCAAUGACCCUAGAAAAAUGUAGAGUUCUUUUCAAGAUGGAUCGUUCUUGGAUGUAUGGUCGUCGAGACACGACUGAAUUUUUCAUUGGUGCAAAUGGGUUCAUCAAAGCUGCCGUUACACACCAGAAACAACAAGGAUAUAAAGGAAUUUUAUGUCCUUGCUUAAGGUGCCGAAACUUGAGAAGAGAGAGUGACGUCAAUGUUAUACUUCAACAUCUAUUGAGCGAGGUUUUAGAGAAAAUUACACAAUUUGGACAUUACAUGGUGAGACUUGCCAGGAUGGUGAGAAUGUUGUUUCACGAGCUGCCGCUAAUAAUUUAAAGCGCAAAGCCCCUGAUACUACCACCGAGUUAAAUUGGAACAGUGGCAACAAUGGGGAUGAUGAUUUUAAUGAUGAUCAAAUGGAUGAUUUUUUGAAGGAUGUGCAUGAUAAUUUUGAACAACAACCAAAAUCAUAUGAAAGUAUGGUUGAUGCUGCCAGAAUACCUUUGUAUUCUACCUCUAGUUUUACCAAGCUGUCUGCGGUGUUGAAAUUGUUUCAUUUGAAAGCGAAACAUGGAUGGAGCAAUGUCAGUUUUACAGAGUUAUUGACAUUAAUUCAAGAGAUGUUGCCUGAAGGGAAUACACUUCCUGAUACAACGUAUAAGGCAAGAAAGUUAUUGUGUCCCAUGGGAGCUGAAUGGGAGAAAUUUCACGCUUGCCCCAAUGAUUGUGUGUUGUACCGGAAUGAGUACCAAAACCUUGAUGAAUGUCCAACGUGUCAUCUUUCUCGCUACAAGGCUAAAAGGAGUACCAAUAGUGCUAGUGACACUGAGAGUUCCAAAAUUCCUGCGAAAAUUCUGUGGUAUCUCCCCAUAAUUCCGAGAUUUAAAAGGUUAUUCAUGAAUGCAAAAGAUUCCAAACAUUUAGUUUGGCAUUCUCAAGGUAGAAAAAAAGAUGAGUACUUACGUCAUGUGUCUGAUUCUCCACAAUGGAGGCAAAUUGACUUGAAGUAAUUGUUAUUUUUUUUUACAUCUGAUGCUUAUUUCUUUAUGAAAUUGCUUCAUAUUUUUUACUUUAAUAAUUAUAUUAGGAACCACCUGCUAAGUCAAAAAAAAAAAGGAAUGACGCUAAGCAAAAAGUACCCUUUAUCUUGAGAGAUUCACCAAAAGUAACGGUUGAACCCAGCUCACAUUCAUUGGUCAGUGAAACUGUUCUUCAUUCACUUAGUGGUGAUCUUUUAAGAUUGCAUGAUAAUCUUGAGUGGUAUGAGCCCGAUCUUUGUAAGUUUAGUGUUCCUCUUCCUGCGGAGUUGUUCUGUUAUAUUGAUGAUAGCCAAUUUGGGAUCGUUGUUGACCGUCAAGACUUGAGUCAAUUUCUUGAGAGUGAUUCUAUUGAUAUGUCAAUUAUUCAGACCUUUAUGCUUUGCCUAAAUGCAAAAUUGGUUGAAUUUGGUCGUGAUGAUGUGGGUCUUUUAUGUCCUUUGAUUUGUUCUUUGAAGUAUUAUGAAUUGGAUAAAAAAGGCACACGGACUUAUUUGAAGCAUGCACUGAUUCAAAUGUUUGAAAAGAAUCUCAUUCUCUUGGCAUAUAAUGAAGGGUAUCAUUGGAUUUUAUUUGUAAUUUGUCCAAAGGUGGAUAAGGGCUAUAUAUUCAAUUCAUUGCCAAGUUCAUCCAAUUUUGUUAUUCAAGAUGAUCUUACGAUGAUGUAUAGAGUUGCUUCUACACAAAAAGGUCGUGGCAAAUCAAUCAAAUGGCAUAAUAUCAAGUGUGCAAGACAAACGGGCAAUACAGAAUGUGGGUAUUAUGUCAUGAAGUUUAUGUGGGAAGUAAUAACUUAUGCUGGAACUGCAGAUAUUGGGCAGGCUUGGAAUUCAAGAAGUGAACCAUAUACGACGGAGGAGUUUAAUGAUAUCAGAAAUGCAUGGGCUAGGUUUUUCGUAGAUGAAGUUAUGAAUAUGUAGUGGAAUUUUGAGUAUGAAUCAAACUUGAAUGUAAUUUAUUUCUACUGUGAUACAUAUUUGAACUACUUUUCUAAUCCAGGAUUUAUGAAUGAAUGUGUAGUUUUGGUUGGU
Cuscuta epithymum is the source of this 2259-nucleotide messenger RNA. NCBI's taxonomy places the organism in Eukaryota, Viridiplantae, Streptophyta, Magnoliopsida, Solanales, Convolvulaceae. The record is from the annotation of a GenBank genome assembly.